Molecule: messenger RNA, 702 nt
Organism: Lactuca saligna
Lineage: Eukaryota; Viridiplantae; Streptophyta; Magnoliopsida; Asterales; Asteraceae
Source: the annotation of a GenBank genome assembly
AUGCCAGGAAGACCUAAAACCAGAAGAAGGAAACAUGUCACAGAGAAGGAUGGAGAGUACAGGAAGUUAAAGUCUGUUGGAGGUACAAAGAUAUGCCAGAACUAUUGGGAGGAAGGGCAUAACAAAAGAACCUGCAAGAAUCCAACUAAGCCCCAACCUCAACAGGAAAAGAAAAGAAAGGGUAGGCCAGUGACUAGGGAUGUGGCAAUGAAAAAAACAAUAGCAUCCACAAGUCAAAAGAUUCAACACACUCAGGAAAUGGAUGGGCAAAUGGAUGGACAGGCAAGGUGUAACAGUAAAAAAAAAAGGGUAAAGCAAAGGCAUCUCAAUCUGUUAAAGGGAUACAUGAAGGAUUUGAAGGUGGAUGCACAUGCUACAGAGUUUCUUGCAUCAGGAUACUCAAAGGAUGAGGUGUAUCAUCUACUAUAUGAACAAGAUUUAGAUGUUGAAGUUUUGGCUGAAGUUCCACCUGUUCUUGAAACUAUGCAUGAAGAAGUUCCACAUGUUGAAGUUUUGGCUGAAGUUGACAUUGUACCAGAAACAGAGGAUGAAGGCAUUGUUGAGACACCACCAUCCCAAAGGUUAAUGAGAACAAGGAGGCCUUCAGAGAGAAUUACUAAAAUUCAGACUGGAAUGAAGGUUGUUGGAAAGAAGGUUGUUGGACCAGGUCGAAGUAGGUUGGACCCUGUUUCUUUGGAGUAG